Rhizoctonia solani is the source of this 3957-nucleotide messenger RNA. RefSeq lists its product as uncharacterized. Gene Ontology annotation, molecular function: ATP binding; ATP-dependent chromatin remodeler activity. NCBI's taxonomy places the organism in Eukaryota, Fungi, Basidiomycota, Agaricomycetes, Cantharellales, Ceratobasidiaceae. The coding region runs from base 1 to 3957 and encodes 1318 amino acids. The transcript has 8 exons. The record is from RefSeq and is a predicted model, not a curated record.
AUGUCUGCGGUUGCGCAACCGACGAUCGACUUGACGGGGACCGACGAUGAAUGGGCUGGCCAGGAACGCGAGUCUAAGCGCCAACGGACGUCUACGCUGCCGUCCCAGCCGACUGGAGCAUCCCAGGUGGCUGCUGUGUCCGCACCCGUCACACCCGCACCCUCUGGGCCCUCGACACCCACCAAUGGCGCACAGACUCAAGCGCCGACGUGGACACAGCCUGCAGCAUAUCCCCAGUGGUAUGGGCAGUACCCACCGCCCGGGACCCCUGCCUAUCCGUACGGAGCAUACUAUCCUGCCUAUCCGCCUCCCUCUGCCUACCCGCCUGGGACGACUGGGACGAACCCAUGGACUGCGGGUGUCCAGAAGAACACUGCCAUCGACCUCACUGCCACUCCUUCGCCCCCUACCGCUGCACCCACACCCACUGCCCCUGUGUCUGUGUCUGUGUCUCCCUCCAGCGCACCCACACCCCCAGCAGCGUCUACCUCAACUCCCGCUCCCAAGCUCGAGGGACGCACCGUAAUGUGCAUCGGCGAGAUCUCGGUCACCGCUCUUAUCCUGUACCCUAUCCGCUACCUUGCCCCCUCCAACACCGCCUCCGAUGCCACUCCCGCCACAGCUACCAUGCCUGCGACAUGCAUGGUAAAGCUACGUUACGAUGCCUCCAAGAAACGCAUGGCUUCCGUGGUAGGCACCAGCUCCACCGACCAGACCAUCAACAUCGCCAGUCCCACCACCGCUGCAGGCCCCGGCGAGGACUUUGGCGUCGUUGACCAAAAGGCCGCAAAUGUCCUCGCACCCCUCAUGGAGCGUGGUCUUAUCCGCACAGAGGCCAAAGUAGUCAAGGGCUCCGAAAAUCCCUCUAUUCUCCCGCUCAAGAUAUUAUUAUUUACUCCCAAGGGAAACAUUCCUACAAUAUCCCAACACCUCUCGGGCCAGUCCCUCUACCUCGAACACCCCUGCAUCCCAUACAACCCUGCCGAUCACCGAGACAAUCCCCCGUACGAGAAUCCGCACAACCCACCCCCGGGAGGCUAUCGCAUGCGCAACAACAUUGGCAGCUCCGCUCCCGGUCGAUGGAACCACUCGACGACUGCAACAGGAACCAGCGUUGAAGUCCAGCGUAGCCAAGUCGACGAAGUCUUCAAGAGUUUGAUGAGUGGCGAUGAUCUUGAUCAGAAUGAAGCAGGCAUCAACGUGGCCACACAGCUCUACCCUCACCAGAAAGAAGCACUCACUUUUUUGCUCGAGCGCGAAAGGGAGCUCAAGGCUCCCAAGAGCCGCGCAGCCUCGCUCUGGACCACACGUAAAGAUUCCAAGGGGCGUACGACAUGGUACAACAUUGUUACGCAAAAAGAAACCCGAAGAGAACCUUCAGAGUGCAAAGGUGCCAUUUUGGCCGACGAUAUGGGUCUAGGCAAAACGAUCAGCGUUGUUUCGCUCAUUGCCCGAACGCUCCCUUCUGCGCGUUCCUACGGGGGCGCCUCGAUGCAUACACCAGCUCCGAAGCCAGUCCCGGUCGCCCCGGCCGCGCCUGCCGCCCCCUUUACCGCCGCGCAUUUCGCAGGAAGCGUAUGGGGCAUGCCAUCCGUCAGCGCCUCUUCCUCCUCCAACUCGAAAUCAUCCGGAACUAGCACGCCCACCCCGGUACAAGAUCCCAACAAGGACAAGGCCAAAUCGCGCACAGCGGUUGAAGACGCGCAACGCGCGGCGCGCUUGAAAACCACGUCGCGCGCAACCUUGAUUGUCUGCCCGCUCUCGACGGUUGCCAAUUGGGAAGACCAGUUUAGGGACCAUUGGGCUGGGGAAGUGGUGAUCGUGGGCGGGAGCCCCGGCGGGCAGGUGAUGCCGGCCCAGCCGAUGCCCGGCGGACAACCCGGCUUUGCGCCCCAUGCGGUGAUCAGCGGAAGUGCGCACACAGGCGCGGAGCGGAUCCGCGUCUAUGUCUACCACGGCGCUUCGAGACGACCCGAUCCUGCGUACUUGGCCGAUUUCGACGCGGUGAUUACGACUUAUAGCACCCUCGCCGUCGAGUACUCUCGUCAGGUCAAGAGCCUCGAGCCGAUUCGGGCUGCACAGGCCCAGGCGCGCCAGGAGGAAGACGAUGAAGACGAUGACGAUGGAGAAGGGAGCGAUAAUAGUGCGAGCAGCGAUGGGAUCGAGGAGACCGACCAGUACGGCGAGGUCAUUGGUUCGGCGCGGAAAAAGGUCAAAAAGGGCGUCAAGAGAAAGAAGCCUGGUGCGAUGUUUACCGUCGGUCCCGAGGCGACUAGUCCAUUGCAGAGCGUCAACUGGUUCAGGAUUGUAUUGGACGAAGCUCACUCGAUCAAAGAACCAACGACAAUCGGGAGCCGAGCGUGUUGCGAUCUCAUUGCCGACAGGCGCCUGUGCUUGACCGGGACACCCGUGCAGAACAAGCUCGACGACGUGUACGCGCUACUCAAGUUUAUCCGACUCGAGCCGUUUGAUGACAAGGCGGUAUGGACCGAAUACAUCGGCGGGCCUGCCAAGUUUGGCCAGCCGCUCGGAAUCGCGCGGCUCCAGGCGAUCAUGAAAUCUAUCACGCUCAGGCGCACCAAGGAGACCAAGAAACCCGACGGGACGCCCAUCCUCAGCCUUCCGACCCGGCGCGACGAGCUGCGCUUGCUCCAGUUCGAGGCCGAGGAAAAGGCCGUGUACGAUUCGUACUAUACGCAGUCCAAGGCCGAGUUCAACCAGCUGUCCAAGACGAACCAGGUCAUGAAGAACUAUGUCGGCAUUUUGCAAAAGAUUCUGCGUCUGCGCCAGAUUUGCGAUCAUUACGAGCUGGUCAAGGGUAAAGACGAGAUCGCACCCCUGGAUUACGAUGCCGUCUUGAAAGCGAUCGUCGAAGAAGGGCUGAACCUCUCCCGCGCGACGGCCGUGUUUUCGGUUUUGAGAGAUUGCGGCACGGCACAGUGCGUAGAAUGCCAGACCGAGUUGGCGUCUGCCCCACCGGACGCAGCCGAGGCCGACGCGCUCGAGACGGACGCCCGAAGACCGGGGCGAAAGCCUAAAGGGCCGGCGGGGGUCAAGUCCCAGGCCGGGACACGACAGAACAGCCCGUCGGGGCCGGUGCCUGUCGUAACCCGAUGCCAGCACCUGUACUGCAUCGACUGCUUCCGAACGAGCGUGUGCCCCGGAUGGCCCAAGGUCCAGCCCAACUCUCAGCGCCCGUGCUCGACGUGCCAGACGAUGCUCGUCGCGGCUGUGGAUGCGAUCCAGGUGCAACCCGAUGCGGCGAUGACCCCGGAACAGCUCAUGGCCGGAUCCGCGACCAAGCAGAAACGUAAAGAGCCUCGCAAAAAGGGCGGCCCGCUUCAGAGUGCGAAACAUUCGACCAAGAUCAAGGCGUUGAUUGAUGAUUUGAUGCCGUUUUCGAGGUCUAAUCCUUAUUCGAUUAAUUAUGAUCCGUCGAGCGUCGAGGUGCAGAAUGUAGACAAGAAUGGUAAUGUCGUUGAUGAUGGGCCCACCAAGAGUGUAGUAUUUUCACAGUGGACAAGCAUGUUGGACAAGAUCGAAGAUGCGCUCGAAGAGGCCGCUAUUCGAUUCUCUCGACUGGACGGGACAAUGAGGCGUGAAGAACGAUCGCGCGCGAUGGACGCACUCAAGCUCGACCCGAGCUGUGAAGUUUUGCUCGUCUCGCUCCGCGCGGGAGGUGUCGGUCUCAACUUGACGGCUGCACGAAGAGUCUACCUCAUGGAUCCUUAUUGGAAUCCGGCGGUCGAGAACCAAGCGGUCGAUCGAAUCCAUCGGCUGGGCCAAACCAAGCCCGUCACAACGAUCAAACUCAUCAUUGAGAACACGAUCGAGGCGCGUUUGCUCGAGGUGCAGAAGCGCAAGAUCGAGUUGGCCAACAUGACGCUGGGUGUACAGCUCUCCAAGGCGGACCAGGCUCAACGUCGUUUGGAGGAACUGAGCGUAUUGUUCAAGUAG